Messenger RNA from Strongylus vulgaris, 534 nucleotides. The record is from the annotation of a GenBank genome assembly. Lineage: Eukaryota; Metazoa; Nematoda; Chromadorea; Rhabditida; Strongylidae.
AUGGAUGUAUUAGAAACUCGAAACGUCACAUUUGAAGAAUUCACCCAGAAAACUGGGACUGAAGUGCUGCGGCGAUCUAUGCAGCGAUUUCAAAGGACUACCCUGAAUGAGGACUUAGUGAUUAAAACGAAGCUUCGAACUUCUUGGAUAUCACAAAUGCAGCUUUGCUUCCAACCGCUGUUCGAUACAGAUAAUUUUUACGAUAUCGAAGAUCAGGGAAACUUCUUCACGAUGCUCUUAUCUCACAAUGCCGAGAACCUCGAAGGAGAACACGUAGAAUGUAUGAGCGUUGAUUUCCAUGGACGUCCUUCAUCGCUUAAUCGAUUUAUGGAGGGUAAAGGAAGGGCGAGAGAUGGAUUCACAUUCGAGCUUUGCCCUGGGCAGCGUCAUGAGGUCACAGUAGAAGUGCGGGCACUAUAUCAAAUGCUAGAAAACGAUGAGCCAGGAAAAGCUUGUCGAGAUGUGGAAGAAGGAGAAGAUGGCGAAUUUGACUGCAGAUCUCGCUGUCGCAUGGAAAUGAUUCGCGUUAGUUGA